This is a messenger RNA of Elephantulus edwardii (Cape elephant shrew), 948 nucleotides long. RefSeq names its product ribosomal protein L5 (gene RPL5). Gene Ontology annotation, cellular component: ribosome; cytosolic large ribosomal subunit. The transcript is spliced from 8 exons. Lineage: Eukaryota; Metazoa; Chordata; Mammalia; Macroscelidea; Macroscelididae. The record is from RefSeq and is a predicted model, not a curated record. Gene Ontology annotation, molecular function: structural constituent of ribosome; 5S rRNA binding. Gene Ontology annotation, biological process: translation; ribosomal large subunit assembly. The coding region runs from base 1 to 903 and encodes 300 amino acids.
AUGGUUGAAUCCGGGUUUGUUAAAGUUGUCAAGAAUAAGGCCUACUUCAAGAGAUACCAAGUGAAAUUUAGAAGACGACGCGAGGGUAAAACUGAUUACUAUGCUCGGAAACGCUUGGUAAUUCAGGAUAAAAAUAAAUACAACACACCUAAAUACAGGAUGAUAGUUCGUGUAACCAACAGAGAUAUAAUUUGCCAGAUUGCUUAUGCCCGUAUAGAAGGGGAUAUGAUAGUCUGCGCAGCCUAUGCUCAUGAACUUCCUAAGUAUGGUGUGAAAGUUGGCUUGACAAAUUAUGCUGCAGCAUAUUGUACUGGCCUGCUGCUGGCCCGCAGGCUUCUCAAUAGGUUUGGCAUGGAUAAGAUUUAUGAAGGCCAAGUGGAGGUAACUGGAGAUGAAUACAAUGUGGAAAGCAUUGAUGGCCAACCAGGUGCCUUCACCUGCUAUUUGGAUGCAGGCCUUGCCAGAACUACCACAGGAAAUAAAGUGUUUGGGGCUCUGAAGGGAGCUGUGGAUGGAGGCUUGUCUAUUCCUCAUAGUACCAAGCGAUUCCCUGGUUAUGAUUCAGAAAGCAAGGAAUUCAAUGCAGAAGUACAUCGGAAACACAUCAUGGGUCAGAAUGUUGCGGAUUAUAUGCGUUACCUAAUGGAAGAAGAUGAAGAUGCUUAUAAGAAACAGUUCUCUCAAUACAUAAAGAACAACGUAGCUCCAGACAUGAUGGAGGAGAUGUAUAAGAAAGCACAUGCUGCCAUACGAGAGAAUCCAGUCUAUGAGAAGAAGCCUAAGAAAGAUGUUAAAAAGAAGAGGUGGAAUCGCCCCAAAAUGUCUCUUGCCCAGAAGAAAGAUCGGGUAGCUCAGAAGAAAGCAAGCUUCCUCAGAGCUCAGGAGCGGGCUGCUGAUAGCUAAGCCAAUUUUCUGUGAAGAUUUUUCAGAUAAACACAAUAAAUUUAU